CUAUUCGCCCGGGUUCAGAAAAGCAGAUUGAUACUGUUGCCUUCUUUAAGGACACGCGUCUGCUUCUCGCUUCGUGAAUAUGCCAAAAGCUGCCAAAGCAAAAGGACGAGAGCAGGAGAAGAAAGCCAUCCAUCCUUACAGCAGAAAAGCUGCUCAGCUUACUAAAGAAGCACACAGACAAGUUAAAAAGGAGAAGUGAAAAAUUGCUUUGGUUUCAACACCACCUUGAUCCUGACAAAAUGGAAUACACAAAAAAAGAAGCUUCUGAAUUAGUAGAAAAUUAUUUGCAGAGAUUUCGUGAUGAGUUGGAGCAGAUUGAACUGCACAACAGCAUUAAAGGACGACAGUCCAGACAGCAUAGUUCCAGGGAAACCGUAAUCAAGCAGACUAUGGAACGUGAACGACAGCAAUAUGAAGGCUAUGGCAUCGAAAUCCCUGACAUUGUAAACUGUAAACAUCUUCGAUAUUUCAGAGACUGGGAUGGUGACUUGAAGAAGCUACCAAAUAUUAAAAUGAGAAAGUUAUCCAGUAAAGAUGUCUGCAGUAGUAGAAUGGAGAAGGCAAACAUUGAAGCUGAAAAUGAACUGUCUGCAGCACAGGAUGUGGACUAAAGAGAAUUCGCUGGAUAUCUGAAAACAGAUUGGCAAACCAGUGUUUUAACUGUCUAUGGAAGUAAGAAACAAGAAACUUUCAGUCAACCACGAGUACCUGCAAUUCUGACAGUUUAUAUACUGCAGUUUAUAAUAUAUCAAUGUCUUUUGAAAAAAACAACAGUGCAAUGUGUGUAAGGUUCAUAAAAAUGCUUGAUAUUAUAUUGAUAGAACCAAAUUCUGAUUAGUCAAAAUUAAUUAUUCUAAUGCAACAAAACAACCAACAGAUUCUCAUGAAGAAAAAGUCAAAUAUCUUCCAUCUCACCUACUAUCUUUCCCCAGUUGUUGUUCUUCAAGAGAAAGUACUGAUCUGAUUUUCAUUACAAUUGUUGGAGCAAAGUAUCUUUAGGAGUGAACUUAAAUGCAUCUUUCCAUACACCUUUUUUAAUAGUGCAUUCUGGCACUAGUCCUUCCUGAAGCUGCAGGUUGGGACCAUAGCUCAUAACAUCACUUGAGAGUGGGGAUUAAGAAAUGUAGUCUCAUUUGGUGGCAGGUACUAUUAAGAAUUCUAUAUAAGGCUUAAGAUACCUUUUUGUCUUAAAUUCUUCCAAACAAUAAAAAUACAUAAAGGGAGGAACUGUUUUCCUAUUCUCUUAACACACCACAUUUAGCUCUUUUCUUUUUAUAAAAAGCUAUCCUGCUAAGCAUACAUAGAUACACAAUUGUUUGUCCCAGUAUCUAAUUUACAAUAUUCUGUUGAAUUGGAAAGAAUAAAAUACAGACUGUAAAGUAGGAUUGGAAAGAGUAAAAUAUGGGCUACAAAACAGUACUGAACAAAGCAUACUAGCCAGUAUGUUUAAGUUACUUUUUGGAUUUGACCCUUGGGUUCUUUAGUUGAACAAGGUUCUAUGUGGUAACUUGUAAUAUUUUCAUAAUUCAAUUAUUACUAAUUUUUGGACAAGCAAAAAACUUGACUUCACAAGUUUGGCUUCAGAGAACCUACUAGUGGGCUUUCUACUUCAGUAUUGAUCUCUUUUUAAAACAAAGUUCCUUAACACUGAUUUAUAAAUCAGAUCUUGAAGUACAAAUUCAGGCUACUGAACUGACAUUUAAACUACAUUCCUGAAGAAUGGGGGAAAGAGAAUGCAAUUCUGAUUUUCUUUUCUAGCCUCUAAAAUUAAAACUGUUGCUCAGGACUGGACUUCAUUUGGUUUUAACCAGGCUGUUCCUUGCUCAAUCAAACGUCAUCUGAAGCACUGAGACUGAGCUUUCGUUUAAAACACACGUGUAAAAUUUGGUGCAAAUUCUCAGGGCAUGGGAUAAGGCAAUGACAUCCUCCAGUUUGAAAUUUCAGACCGGAGUUCUGAAGUUCUUCAGACUAGAAUUAUAAAAUACA
This is a messenger RNA of Protobothrops mucrosquamatus (brown spotted pit viper), 1986 nucleotides long. RefSeq names its product translation machinery associated 16 homolog (gene TMA16). The record is from RefSeq and is a predicted model, not a curated record. Lineage: Eukaryota; Metazoa; Chordata; Lepidosauria; Squamata; Viperidae. Gene Ontology annotation, cellular component: nucleus.